Kluyveromyces lactis is the source of this 1260-nucleotide messenger RNA. RefSeq names its product mevalonate kinase (gene ERG12). Gene Ontology annotation, cellular component: cytoplasm. The record is from RefSeq and is a predicted model, not a curated record. Gene Ontology annotation, biological process: ergosterol biosynthetic process; isoprenoid biosynthetic process. NCBI's taxonomy places the organism in Eukaryota, Fungi, Ascomycota, Saccharomycetes, Saccharomycetales, Saccharomycetaceae. The coding region runs from base 1 to 1260 and encodes 419 amino acids. Gene Ontology annotation, molecular function: ATP binding; mevalonate kinase activity. The transcript has a single exon.
AUGACUGUGACAUCUGCUGUUCCAACUCCAUUUAUCGUUUCUGCUCCCGGUAAGGUGAUUAUAUUCGGCGAACAUUCAGCCGUGUUCAAUAAGAAUGCUAUAGCUGCUAGUGUAUCUUCUCUAAGGACGUAUUUACUGAUCGAACAAUCUAAGGAUGGCGAUGGGGUAGAGCUAGACUUCCCAGAUAUCAAUUAUGAUUCAAAAUGGAGCACGGAAGAAUUGAAAACAAUCGACAGCGAAGUUGUAAAACAAGCUGCUGGCCUGAAACAUUUAUGUCCAAAGCUUAAAGAGCAGUUGAAUUUACUUUUGGAAGGUUUGAAGGAUUCUUUGAACUACUAUGCUGCAUUGUCAUUCCUAUACUUGUACCUAAGUUUGUGUCCCAAUGUGAAAGGCUUAAAAUUCACGGUGAAAUCAACUUUACCGAUUGGAGCUGGACUUGGAUCUAGUGCGUCAAUUUCUGUAUGUCUUGCUCUUGCAAUGGCAAGAAUGGGCGGUCAUAUCUCAUGUGAUAAAAGUAUCUCCCAAGAGGAGAAAGAGUUUAUCAAUCAUUGGGCUUUCAUCGGUGAAUGUUGUAUCCAUGGAACUCCUUCUGGAAUCGAUAACGCUGUGGCUACAUAUGGUAACGCAGUUAAAUUCAAAAGGCAAGAGGAUGGCAGCACCAAGUUUGAUCAAAUAAGCAAUUUCCCACAACUGCCAAUGGUCUUAACUAAUACAAGAAUUAAAAGAUCCACUAAAAUUCUUGUGUCUGGAGUAGGUGACCUUGUCAACAGAAAGCCGUUGAUCACUGAACCUAUUUUAGAAGCCAUGAACCAAGUGGCUCUCAGGGGUUCAGAGCUAUUAUCUGAUAUCUCAAAAGACAUUCAUUAUGAUGAAUUGCUAGAGUUAAUAAGAAUUAAUCAUGGGUUGUUGGUUGCUAUAGGUGUAUCACAUCCGGGUCUAGAAGUUAUUAAACAGUUAAGUGAUGAAUUGAAAAUUGGUCAAACAAAGCUUACUGGGGCUGGUGGUGGUGGAUGCGCCUUCACACUUCUCAAUAAGGAUGUAGAUCAUUCCUCAGUAAGAAAAUUCCAUGAAAAGUUACAUUCAAACUAUGGAUACCAAAUUUUCGAAACCGGACUUGGUGGUGUAGGCUGCUGUUUUGUGGAUUUAAAAAAUGAACAAUACGAAUCUUUGAAACACUUAUUUAUAGACUCUGCCACUGUGCAAGAAGUUUCAUUGGCUCUUUUACCAAGUCCUGACGGUUCACUUACUUGGACCGCAUGA